Adelges cooleyi (spruce gall adelgid) is the source of this 1773-nucleotide messenger RNA. RefSeq names its product zinc finger protein 501-like. The record is from RefSeq and is a predicted model, not a curated record. Gene Ontology annotation, molecular function: DNA-binding transcription factor activity; RNA polymerase II cis-regulatory region sequence-specific DNA binding. The coding region runs from base 252 to 1451 and encodes 399 amino acids. Gene Ontology annotation, biological process: regulation of transcription by RNA polymerase II. NCBI's taxonomy places the organism in Eukaryota, Metazoa, Arthropoda, Insecta, Hemiptera, Adelgidae. The transcript is spliced from 4 exons.
CAUCCACCAAGUCGUAAUACUAACCUUUCAUAUUAUUUACUCAAGUUAGUUUUUUACAUGCGAUUGUUUUAUUGUAAUAUAAUCAAACAGUAAAAAUCUACCGGGCACAUGUUUUGUUCAGUUAAUUUUUUUGUACACACUCCAUCAAUAAACACACAACGUUUGAAUUUUCGACGUGCGGAUACAUUGCCGUUGCUUAUAAUUAUUUCAAAGUUCCUGUAGCGAGAAAAAAACCAAGAAUCCAAAGUAAAAUGGACAAUGAUUACUACACAACCACAAUCAAAUUAGAAGAAGAUAGUUCGUCGAUAGAGGAGCUUACCAAUGUUUCUGAUAAAAGAACUAAUCUAAAUAACACUAAAAAAUCAUACAAGUGUAGUCCGAUGACCACCAUAGAACCUCAAAAAACAAUCAGUGAAGAUGCGUACAAUGUCGGAGAAACGUGCAACGGUACAAUUGUUAAAGUUGAAGUAGACUUUGAAAAUGGACAUUGUUUUGAGUCUGUUAUUGAAUUUGAAAAGUAUAAUGUUUGUGAUGUUCAAUCGACGAGCCAUGAUUUAGAAGAAUUACGUACAUUUGUCUGUGAUGUAUGUAGUAUGUCGUUUGCUACCAAAAGAAGAGUGGCCCGACAUAUAACUCAAUCGCAUAGUGUACAAAAUUUGAAUGGAAAACGAGUUAUCCAAAAUAAAUUCAGUCACAAUGAUACGAGUUAUAAAGCGACUAAAAAAAUUGAUGGUUGUAAUUUUGAAUCACGGAUUGGAACACUUUACAAACGUAAAAAGCCCUUCAAAUGUACGGUGUGUUUAAAGUCAUUCGCUCUAAACUCCAAUCUCACAAAACAUCAACUCGUGCACACCGGGGAAAAGCCCUUCAGAUGUACGGUGUGCUUGACAUCAUUCUCUCAAAAAUCCAGUCUCACAAAACAUCAACUCGUGCACACCGGGGAAAAGCCCUACAGAUGUACGGUGUGCCUGAUGUCUUUUUCUGAAAAAUGUAAUCUUACAAAACACGAACGCGUACAUACUGGAGAAAAACCCUACAAAUGUACGGUGUGUUUGAAGUCAUUUGUUACAAAAAGCCAACUUGCUGCCCACCAACGCGUGCACACUGGCGAAAAGCCCUACAGAUGUACGGUGUGCCUGAUGUCUUUUUCUGUAAAAUGUAAUCUUACAAAUCACGAACGCGUACACACUGGAGAAAAGCCCUUCAGAUGUACGGUGUGCUUGACAUCAUUCUCUCAAAAAUCCAAUCUCACAAAACAUCAACUCGUGCACACCGGGGAAAAGCCCUACAGAUGUACGGUGUGCCUGAUGUCUUUUUCUGUAAAAGGUUCUCUUACAAAACACGAACGCGUGCACACUGGCGAAAAGCCCUACAGAUGUGAUUUUUGUUUAAAAACGUUCUCUCGAGCGACCAACCUUAAUAAACACAAACGACUACACACUAAUGGGUGAAGUGUGUAUGAAAUAUUUUUCUUAAAAAACUCCCCUGGUACAACACAGAGCGGCGCAUACCUGUAAGAAGCUCGGUCAAAAUUGUUUGUAUGUUUUUUUCGAUUUACUUUUUAAUUAUCAGUUUGUAAAAAAAUAGAGUAAAGUACGGUUACUGCAACUUAAUAGGGCAUCUGAUUAUACAAGUUAAUUAAAAACAUAACUAAAAAAAAUAUGUUUAUUUUUCUUUUAUUGAUCUAUUUAGAGUCGGGCCAGAAAAAAUGUAUAUUUUGACUACAAUACUUAAUUGUUUUAUUGUUAAUAAAUGUAAGUAAUGAUUCUGUAA